Epinephelus lanceolatus (giant grouper) is the source of this 865-nucleotide messenger RNA. Its product is annotated as trypsin-3. The record is from RefSeq and is a predicted model, not a curated record. NCBI's taxonomy places the organism in Eukaryota, Metazoa, Chordata, Actinopteri, Perciformes, Serranidae. Gene Ontology annotation, molecular function: serine-type endopeptidase activity. Gene Ontology annotation, biological process: proteolysis.
UUAAAAGGAGCUGCAGUGCAGCUGAGCUGACACCGAGGCUGAGACUGACUACAUCAUGAAGGCUUUCAUUCUUCUGGCUCUGUUCGCAGUGGCAUAUGCUGCUCCCAUUGAGGAUGACAAGAUUGUUGGAGGCUAUGAGUGCAGGAAGAACUCUGUGGCCUACCAGGUCUCUCUGAACUCUGGCUACCACUUCUGUGGAGGCUCUCUGAUCUCCAGCACCUGGGUGGUGUCUGCUGCUCACUGCUACAAGUCCCGCGUCCAGGUGCGUCUCGGUGAGCACAACAUUGCUGUCAAUGAGGGCACCGAGCAGUUCAUCAACUCUGCUAGGGUCAUCCGUCACCCCAGCUACAACAGCCGCAACCUGGACAAUGACAUCAUGCUGAUCAAGCUCAGCAAGCCCGCCACCCUCAACAACUACGUCCGCACCGUGUCCCUGCCCUCCAGCUGUGCCGGCUCUGGCACCCGCUGCCUGAUCUCUGGAUGGGGCAACACCAGCAGCUCUGGAAACAACUACCCUGAUCGCCUGAGGUGUCUGGAUGCCCCCAUCCUGAGCGACAGCAGCUGCAGGUCCUCCUACCCUGGACAGAUCACCUCCAACAUGUUCUGUGCUGGAUUCCUGGAGGGAGGCAAGGACUCCUGCCAGGGUGACUCUGGUGGCCCCGUGGUGUGCAACGGUCAGCUGCAGGGUGUGGUGUCCUGGGGUUAUGGCUGCGCCCAAAGGAACAAGCCUGGAGUCUACGCCAAGGUCUGCAACUACAACUCCUGGAUUCGCAACACCAUGGCCUCCAACUAAAGUUGCUUUACGGUCCCUUCUUACAGGACAGAAAACUGUAUGACCCUUUAAUAAAUGGAAAAAUCAAAGACA